Glycine soja is the source of this 1587-nucleotide messenger RNA. RefSeq names its product protein BIG GRAIN 1-like B. Gene Ontology annotation, biological process: auxin-activated signaling pathway. The transcript has a single exon. Lineage: Eukaryota; Viridiplantae; Streptophyta; Magnoliopsida; Fabales; Fabaceae. Bases 346 to 1503 code for a protein of 385 amino acids. The record is from RefSeq and is a predicted model, not a curated record.
AAGCGUGUCACUCUCUGCUCUCAUUACUCUUUUUCUUUUCUCUUUCUCUUUCUCUGGACAAGGAAUCAAUUACCCUGUUCACGUUUGUUUUCUCACUACCACAAACACAAAGCCUACAAACCAAGCAAAUCAUCCCCUUCUUCUUCAAUCAUGCCCCUGUCAUAACACAUCGACAUACUAGACAACCUAGCUUCCAUGGCAGCUUUUUAACCUUCCUCUAUUUCUCACACCUAGAACAAACCCCUACCCCACCAAACAACACUUUAUUAUUCCCCUCUUCCUCACCCUCCAAUCUCUCAUCAUUCUCUUUCACCCGUGCUGCUCCAAUUUUAUUACACACCCAACAUGUACACAACAAAGAGAGAACAACAAAGGUUCAGGUUCCAAAACGACUCUAAAACCCCCUCCUUCUCUUCAACUCUACUCGAUAAAGUCUACCGUUCCAUCGACCAGAGCAACGACAUGAAGCUCUACAACGAAACGAUGGGGAAGAAACAGAGCAGAGUCGUCGUCGAAGAAGAAGAGAUAACAGCUGCCAGCAUUCGCCGCGCUUGUUUGCUUGAAAAAUGGAAUCGAAGCGAAAAGGUUGGAACUCAAUGGAAAACACAAACGCGUUGGCAUCAUCAUCGUCAUCACGAACAUGACCAGGACGUUAUGUUCUUCAGUUCAACUUCGAGUUCCUCGGAUUCUAGUUCUGGUUUGUUGUCCUCCUCUGACACGGAAUCAUUGUACGGACUGAGGUCGAAAUCGCGAUUUUCGUGUUUCGCGCCGCCGAGGCCGAAGCCAGUGAUGACGUCAGCGAGCAAUGAGGAGGGUCUAAGAAAGUCAAAAUCGAGGGCGUUAAAGAUUUACAACAAUCUGAAGAAGGUGAAGCAACCCAUCUCACCGGGGGGUAAGUUAAGUAAUUUUCUUAACUCUCUGUUGGCGACAGGGGGGAGCGUAAAGAAAACCAAAACCUACGACGACACGAAAGCUCCCAAGUCGGGACAAGACUCCACGUGUUCCUCCGCUUCCUCCUUCUCGCGGUCUUGUUUGAGCAAGGCUACACCUUCCUCCUCUAAAGACAAGUUGCGAGAUGGAGUUAAGCGAACGGUGCGUUUUUACCCCGUGAGUGUGAUCCUGAACGAGGAUUCUCGACCGUGUGGGCAUAAGUGUUUGUAUGAAGAGGACACGCGCGUAAUGGCGUGGAAAAUUGGGCGCAAGAAGAAUGAAGAUGAAGAAUUAAGGGUCGUGGAUAACAGUAGGCGCGUGGAGGAGGCUGCUAGAGAGUUCUUGAAAGAGUAUCGUCGAAGCCAGAAGAAGAGCGAUUUCAUUAAUUUGAGGGAUUUUACUAAUUUGGAUAAUGACGAUGAUGAUGAUGAUGCAGCGAGUUGUUCAAGUUCGGAUCUGUUCGAGCUUGAUCACCUAGCGGUGAUGGGAAAUAAUAGGUAUCGUGAGGAUCUUCCCGUUUACGAGACUACUUAUGUUAGUACUAAUCGCGCCAUUGCUAAUGGCCUCAUAUAAUGUACUACUAGUAGUUCUGUUCAUUUCAAGCCUAUGAUAAUAAAUUACAUGCAGAUUAUAUAUUACUAUAAUCAUUUUGUUUCA